Messenger RNA from Phaethon lepturus (White-tailed tropicbird), 3413 nucleotides. RefSeq names its product zinc finger protein 608. Lineage: Eukaryota; Metazoa; Chordata; Aves; Phaethontiformes; Phaethontidae. The record is from RefSeq and is a predicted model, not a curated record. The transcript is spliced from 7 exons. Gene Ontology annotation, biological process: regulation of transcription by RNA polymerase II. The annotation marks the transcript as partial. Gene Ontology annotation, cellular component: nucleus.
GUGUUCUAGUGGUAAAUGUUACGUGGCGGAACAAGACUUACGUGGGAACACUGCUGGACUGCACAAAGCAUGACUGGGCCCCUCCUAGGUUUUGUGAAUCGCCAACAAGUGACCUGGAAAUGCGUGGAGGACGGGGCAGGGGAAAACGGGCAAGGUCAGCCGCAGCUGCAGCUGUACCCGGGAAUGAUGCGAGUUUUGCAGAGUCUAGAGGGCUUCAGAAUAAGAAUCGAGGUGGUGCCAAUGGGAAGGGGAGGAGGGGCAGCCUUAACUCAAGUGGGCGCAGGACACCCCCAAACUGCGCCAUGGAUGAAGUCAAAGCCAGCCCCUCAUCCACAAACAAGAGGAAAACCAAGCCUCCAAUGGAGCUAGAUUUGAACUCCAGUUCGGAGGACAAUAAAUGUGGAAAACGUGUUCGUACUAACUCUAGAAGCACUCCUACCACCCCACAGGGGAAACCUGAGACUACUUUUUUGGACCAAGGCUGCUCUUCUCCAGUGCUGAUUGACUGUCCUCACCCCAACUGCAACAAAAAGUACAAGCACAUUAAUGGACUACGAUACCAUCAGGCUCAUGCACAUUUAGACCCAGAAAACAAACUGGAGUUUGAGCCUGACAGUGAAGACAAAAUUUCAGACUGUGAGGAAGCAUUGAGUAAUGUGGCACUUGAAUGCAAUGAGCCAAGCACAAAUUUGCCAGGCUUUGAUCCACUGAAAGCACCGAUGUCUCCUUCCUCCAUCACUACCCCAGGGACCCCCAAGGGAAAAAGGGAACUGACCAGCAACGGCCCCGGUUCAGUUAUCAGUUCCAAAACUGGCAAGAAUUCUGGCAAAAAGAAGGGUCUGAACAGUGAAUUGAACAGCCUUCCCGUAAUUUCUAAUAUGGCAGCCACACUGGAUAAUUGCUCUGUAACAGAGGGCAAUUUGCAAACUGAAAUGCCAAAAUUGGAGGCUGAAGGGUUAAUCGACAAGAAGAGUUUGGGUGAUAAAGGCAAGAAAGCGAACAAUUGCAAAGUGGAUAAAAACCUUUCCAAACUGAAAACAGCCAGGCCCAUUGCCCCAGCUCCAGCACCAACUCCUCCCCAAUUAAUAGCUAUACCUACUACAGCCUUUACAACCACCACUACAGGGACAAUACCGGGACUGCCCUCUCUAACAACUACUAUUGUUCAGGCUACACCAAAGAGCCCUCCGCUAAAACCUAUUCAACCAAAGCCCACAAUUAUGGGAGAGCCAAGCACUGUAAACCCAGCUCUCACGUCACUCAAAGACAAAAAGAAAAAGGAGAAACGAAAGCUGAAGGACAAAGAAAGCAAAGAGACGGGAAGCCCCAAGAUGGAUUCUAAGCUGGGAAAGCUGGAGGAUUCAAAAGGGUCUGGGAAGGACUUAUCUGGACAUUUUUUAAAGGACCAUCUCAACAAGAAUGAAGUGCUAGCUAAUGGACUGUCAGAGUCUCAAGAGAGCAGGAUGGCAAGUAUUAAGGCUGAAGCUGAUAAGGUUUACACAUUCACAGACAAUGCGCCCAGCCCUUCCAUAGGGAGUGCCUCCAGGAUGGAAUGCAGCACUUUGGUGAAUGGACAAUCUGCCAUGGCGCCACUGCACGUGUUGACGCAAAACGGUGCAGAUAGCACGGCUGCUAAAACCAACAGCCCUGCUUACUCGGAUAUUUCUGAUGCGGCUGAUGAUGGUGGCUCUGACAGCAGGUCAGAGGGCAUGAGGUCAAAGGCCAGUUCUCCGUCAGAUAUUAUUUCUAAUAAGGAUGGUGUUGGAAAAGGACAUUCUUCAACCACAGCACAAUCAGCUCAAGCGAAAGAGUCCCUUUCUCCCUAUUACCAUGGCUACGAUCCUUAUUAUUCCCCAAGUUACAUGCACUCUGGACAGGUCAGUGCCCCAGCAGCUGGGAACAGCAGUACCCCACAGGGACUGAAGAUCAAAAAAGAGACUGAGGAAGAGGCUGAAAAGAAAGAAAAGGCAGAACCAUCAGAUGGCAAGAAAAGCGAAAGCACUUCCACUAAUUUGCAGCCACAACAUCAGUCAGUAAUAACACAAAGACACCCUGCACUUGCUCAGUCACUUUAUUAUGGACAGUAUGCCUAUGGGCUCUAUAUGGACCAAAAGUCUUUAAUGGCCUCUAACCCUGCUUACAGGCAGCAGUAUGAAAAAUACUAUGAGGACCAGAGACUAGCAGAACAGAAAAUGGCACAAACUGGGAGGGACUGUGAAAGGAAGAAUGACCCUCCCAUGAAGGAGAUUGGGAAGGAUGACAAUAAGCAGAAGAAUAUUCCAUCUGCCACUGUCUCAAAGGCCCCUUCAACUCCAGAGUCCAGCAAAAAUAACACUAAAAUAGGGCCAUCAGUCCCUAACAAAGGUGAGGAGACAAGCAAAUCACAGAUCCUUUCCAAUCACCAGCAGCAGCUUCAGUCUGACAGUUUCAAAGCCAAACAAAUGGAAAACCACCAGCUUAUUAAGGAGGCUGUGGAGAUGAAAUCUGUUAUGGACUCCAUGAAGCAAACGGGAGUAGAUCCAACCACAAGGUUUAAGCAGGAUCCAGAUUCACGAACAUGGCAUCAUUAUGUCUAUCAGCCCAAAUACCUUGAUCAGCAAAAAUCAGAAGAACUUGAUCGUGAGAAAAAGCUAAAAGAAGACAGCCCUAGAAAAACACCUAACAAGGAAAGUUCCCUGCCUAACCUUCCUGUCUCAUUAGCAAGCAUUAAAGAGGAGCCUAAAGAGGUCAAGCGUUCUGAUUCUCAAUCAGUGGAUGAGAGCAAGAUAAAAAAUGAUGAUCGAAAGACUCCUGUAAAUUGGAAGGACUCUCGGGGUGCUAGAGUAGCAGUUUCCUCACCAAUGAGUCAGCAUCAGUCAUAUAUCCAGUACUUGCAUGCUUAUCCUUAUCCACAGAUGUACGACCCCAACCAUCCAGCCUAUCGCGCAGUCUCUCCUGUCCUAAUGCACAGCUAUCCUGGGGCCUAUCUCUCUCCAGGAUUUCAUUAUCCAGUUUAUGGGAAGAUGUCAGGGAGAGAAGAGGCAGAUAAAGUCAAUACCAGCCCGAGCAUCAAUGCGAAAUCAACCACUGAGUCCAAAGCACUGGAUUUGCUCCAGCAGCAUGCCAACCAGUAUCGCAGCAAGUCCCCUGUUCCUGUGGAAAAAUCAGCAGCUGAGCGUGAACGGGAAGCAGAAAGGGAACGAGACCGUCAUUCUCCUUUUAGCCAGCGGCAUCUCCAUACGCACCAUCACACACAUGUUGGAAUGGGUUACCCCCUUAUACCUGGACAAUAUGACCCAUUUCAAGGAUUGACCUCAGCUGCCCUUGUUGCCACUCAGCAGGUGGCUGCGCAGGCAUCUGCAUCUGGUAUGUUUCCUGCACAAAGAAGAGAAUAAUGAGUUUGGAGAUAUACAUUGUCAUGUGACUGGAUCACA